CACUCCACCACUCCAUCCUUAAAACUGCUGCAGGUCCUCCUCUUGACUAUUUGAAAGCCGGUUCCCUGUGACACAGUUUACAGCAGCAGCAGCAGUGUUAUCAUCCGAUAUGAGGCUGGGACUCGCCACCCUCGUGUGUUUCUUCAGCUCGGUGUGGCUGACGGAGUGCGCGCCGCCGACCUGCUACUCCCGAGCGCUCGGCCUCGGCAAAGAAGUCAUGACUCUGCUGGAUAAGAUUCACACGUACCAUCGCACGAAAACGUGUGCUGAGAUUCUACCCACGAUCUUCAUUGAUGUGCACAACUCAUGCGUCACAACCAAGCUUCGUGAUUUUCUCUACGUGGUGCUGAACCAUCCAAACCCAUACUGCAGAGAGCGUCCCAGGAUAGUUCUGCUGAAACGUAAAAUCCAGAGCUUGUACAACAUCAUCACCAGAAUCUGUUGGCGGGACUUGGUGUUUCUCACAGGUGACUGUGAGGGUAUUGACACUGGACACAGUCGCCCUUACUAUGCAGAGGACCGGCUGCAGCUACUGCAGGAGGAGAGAUGAGCAGUAUGUUACAUUCCUAAAAACACCUCGGCAAUAUAAUAACACAUGUGCAAUACACACCGCAGCCCGCAUGCGUCAUUAACAAUACAUUCCGUGCUGUUUCACGCCGUACCUAGUUGGCUCGUAGCUGCAGACCCAUGUUAGUGGACAUGUGUGGCUGCAUUCCAGCAAGGAGUGCAGGACUUUCCACAGGAAAUUUGCUGAAUGCCAACCAUGCCGAUGAAAACCUUGAAAUAAUAAACCAAUAAGAGUUGCUUUUGAGCCAGGGCUUUACAGCUGCUUACUUACCGAGGCUGAUCAAAGGUUCAUGUGUCAUUAAGAAAAAAAUGCUGUGUUGCCAUAACCCUUGGUCUCACCAACCUGUCUUAGAGGAGCAUUGUACAGCAUUUUGUAAACAUUUGCUGAUUUGAACAUGGUGGUUGAGAAUGUGACAUAUAAAUAGAUGUCAUAAGCAUGGCUUUGGCACACUAAGAAGCACAUAUAGAAACUUUUUUAUUUUUUUUAUACCAAAGAAGUAACUACAGUGCUGCUGUUUGUACUUAAACUGAAGAAAAUGUACUUGGAUUUAAGCAGAAUGGGUAGAACAUAUAGAGCCCCCACUGUCAUGGAAAUAUUAGAAACAUGUCUGUUUUUAUUUACACAAUAUAUGUGUUUCUCAUUUUGUAAUAAAACCUCUCUUUAAUCUAA
Trematomus bernacchii (emerald rockcod) is the source of this 1237-nucleotide messenger RNA. RefSeq names its product cytokine-like protein 1 (gene cytl1). The record is from RefSeq and is a predicted model, not a curated record. Bases 110 to 550 code for a protein of 146 amino acids. Gene Ontology annotation, biological process: positive regulation of transcription by RNA polymerase II. NCBI's taxonomy places the organism in Eukaryota, Metazoa, Chordata, Actinopteri, Perciformes, Nototheniidae. The transcript is spliced from 4 exons.